Molecule: messenger RNA, 2414 nt
Organism: Halichondria panicea
Lineage: Eukaryota; Metazoa; Porifera; Demospongiae; Suberitida; Halichondriidae
Exons: 9
Coding region: 74-2326 (750 amino acids)
Source: RefSeq, a predicted model, not a curated record
GUCUGCAGCUGCAUGUACCGGCCUCAUGUAAAAAAGUAUUUGCAUUUCAAUCCAGCUUCAACAAGUACCUAAGAUGAAUUGGGUCGGAGGAGCAAGAAGCAGACUUAAAGUCCCCAAUGAGAGAAAACUACAGAAGGAGCACUUUGAGAGGAGGCGACUAGAUACCAGGUUGAGUCGAGGCCCAACACUUCACCAGUCAUCAACUGCUCCAGUCAGUAAAGACCUUCUCUUUCUUAGUAAAACAGCUGAAAAUGACUUCAAUGACAGGUCUCCCAGAGCAGUCCCUAUUAGAGUGAACCUUGACUCUGCAGCCAGGCACCCCAGCAUGAGGGACCUAGAGCUGCCAAUGUCUCCCAUUGAGAAACCAUCUGUCCUAGAGCUGGCAGACACUUCAGUUAUCUCACUGGAUAACAGCUUCUAUCGACCUCCAUUGAAUACUGCUAGCAUACCCAGAGUAUCCACAAUGAAGCUGCCUCGAGGCCCUGCAGCUAAUCAGAGGAGAGAGGACAGGAUGGAUGUAUCCUGUAUGACCGAGGCUCUGUUUGCAGUGUCAAGACCCCCACCAGUACAAGAGAAGCAUCAGUCCACAACUGAUGGGAGGGUACCUAAUAACCAGUACUCACUGGACUACCUCCUCAAUGCCUCACAAAUCAAGGAGAGCCACUUAUCAAGGCCGCAGAGAGCAGAACAGAAUCAACGCCCCUCUAAAUGUGUCCCGAGACAUGCAGACGAGUUGCUGUGGGCUAAUCUGGAUGGAGGGCUCGGACGUAAGAGAACUGCUCCGUCAGCAAUUGAGAGUGAGACUAAACGAGCAGCAAUAAGGCCACAAAAGGAUCUUGGCUACGAUUUUGGUGGAUGGAUGUCGAAAUUCAAGACUGCAGCAAACCAUGCCCCAAAGAUGGAGCUAGUGCAUGACAAAGACGCAAUGCUGGAGAUAUAUUAUGCACCAAAGCAAACGACAAAAAUUGAUUACACUAGUCUGUUUGAUGGUCCUCCAGGAGAAAAACAGCAACAAAGGAAGAAAGAGAAGCAACCUCGACCACGUUCAUCACUGUUAACAGAGAAUCCGUUCUCCAACCAUCACCUACCCUCACCAAAAAUGAAACCAAAGAAGCCUCAGAAUCCAAUCAAGCAAGAAAAUAAUAUUAUUUCCAGACAUUCUGACGUUACAAUACAUAACGAGAGUAUUUUGGGCCCUAUCAAGAAAAAACAAACUGAAAACGAGCAACCAUUCAUGAAAAAAGACAAAGCUACUGCAUUUGAGAUGAUGAUGUCAUCGUUUGAAGAUAGCCAUUGCGAUCAAGGGAAUGAUGUGGAAGAUGUGAUUGUUGGGUUAGUACAUUCGAUAGAUACGCCAGCAGAAAUCUCCGUAGAAGAUACAUCACAAAAAAAGAAUCAGCAUUCGCGUUGGAAAGAUUUUGUGUCUCUAGGGGAGUCUACAUCUAAGGAGAGGGCAUGCGAUAAGCUUAUUAAUAAACUAUCAGCAAAGGAAAAGAAAAAUAUGAACUGCUCUGCUUGGGAGGAGCUGGCAUGUCUAGAGCGGGAGGUGCUCACUGGAUUGGACACUUGUACACAGGAGCUGACUCUCAGUCCAAUUGAUUGCACUGAAGACCCUAUUAUGAGAAUAGUACCUGACGUGACUGACAAGAUUCCUCUGAUUAUGUGCCCAUUCGACAGCAGUCAAGAAUCAUCUCUCUCAGCGAAUUCACACUCAGAGAACUACUCACAAUCUCAACGCAAACCUCCCAACCAGCAAGAACCUGAAACUACAUGCUCACAAGGUGAAACGAAGUCUGCAGAAGAUGCGAAAUUGUAUGUCCCCAGAAUUGCAGAGAAUACAAACACCAGCUGUUCAGUUACUGCUAUGGACACCAUAGAGACAAGAGUACCAUUACCACCUGUUGUCAAUAUUGUCAGCACUACUGCAGAAGUAACGAAUGUAGCUGUAAACGACUAUAUUAAACUUUCUCCAGUAUUUGAAAACUCCGUCCCUGCGAAACUUUUUGCUACUUUGUCUACUCAGACGACACCCAGUGAUGUUUACCAUUCCACUACUACCAAGCAUCAGGAACAACAAACGACUUCAGUAGCGAGCACACGAUCCAGCCCCAUGGAGGUUACACAAUCCCGACUACCUGAAUCAGCUAGUCCCGAUGUGAAGAAGGAGAAUAUGUCUUUGAAGAAUGCGUCUGUUCAAGCAGGACCCAGCAAUAUGAGUGAACUUACUGCACUGAAAGAGGAAGUGGAUAAACUACAGGAGGAGCUCAAAUCUGCUGAAAGUACAAUUGUGUGGCUGUCACUGAUGAUGAGAAUCAAAGACAUUUAACUGGACUCUAACUAGAUCUAGCUAUAGAUGCUAGCUAUGGCUGUGUGUAUUAUGAAUAGUUGAUCUGUAUGUCACGAGUCUAUCGUUC